CGGGACUUCGCGUCUCCCAAAUCAACGCUCAUCAACACACCUCAAGACAGCGUCAUCCACAAACGAGAUCCCCUUCCUCCCGCCUUCAGAUAUCCCUACUCAGUCUUAUCAACCCCUCCAACACUCCAUUCUCCCUUAAUUCGAGAUGUCUGACGAGGAGCGGCAACAUGCGCUCGCAUCCUUCAAGACGAAGCUCCUGGAAUCAAGAGAAUGGGAGGCAAAGCUGAAGGCUUUACGGUUAGAGAUCAAGGGCUUGCAGAAGGACUUCGACCACACGGAGGAUAACAUCAAAGCUCUGCAGAGUGUGGGGCAGAUUAUUGGGGAGGUUCUGAAACAGCUUGAUGAUGAGAGAUUCAUUGUCAAGGCUUCCUCUGGCCCUAGAUAUGUCGUCGGCUGCAGAUCAAAGGUCGACAAGGCGGCGUUGAAGCAAGGAACCCGAGUUGCCCUCGAUAUGACGACCCUCACAAUCAUGCGAAUGUUACCUCGAGAAGUCGAUCCGCUUGUCUACAACAUGUCUCUGGAGGAUCCUGGUCAGGUUAGCUUUGGCGGUAUUGGUGGACUGAAUGAGCAGAUUCGAGAACUGAGAGAGGUCAUUGAGCUUCCGUUAAAGAACCCUGAGCUUUUCCUAAGAGUCGGCAUCAAACCUCCUAAAGGUGUGCUCUUGUACGGACCUCCAGGAACGGGAAAGACAUUAUUAGCAAGAGCGGUGGCUAGCAGUUUGGAGACCAACUUCUUGAAGGUUGUUUCAUCCGCCAUCGUCGACAAGUAUAUUGGAGAGUCGGCACGUUUGAUCCGAGAAAUGUUUGGAUACGCCAAGGAACAUGAACCAUGCAUCAUCUUCAUGGACGAGAUUGAUGCCAUUGGUGGCCGAAGAUUUUCAGAGGGCACAUCAGCCGAUCGUGAAAUUCAGCGUACAUUGAUGGAGCUGCUCAACCAGCUUGAUGGUUUCGAUUACUUGGGCAAGACAAAGAUCAUCAUGGCUACUAAUCGACCGGAUACCCUCGAUCCUGCUCUCCUCCGAGCUGGACGUCUCGACAGGAAGAUUGAGAUUCCACUCCCAAAUGAGGUAGGCCGUUUGGAGAUUAUGAAGAUUCAUGCUGCUGGUGUUGUGACGGAGGGCGAUAUCGAUUUCGAGAGUGUGGUGAAGAUGAGUGAUGGCCUGAACGGUGCCGAUUUACGAAAUGUUGUGACAGAAGCUGGACUGUUCGCAAUCAAGGAUUACCGAGAUGCAGUCAACCAAGAUGAUUUCAACAAGGCGGUGCGCAAGGUUGCAGAGUCAAAGAAGCUAGAGGGAAAACUGGAAUACCAAAAGCUCUAGAUGAAAUAGUUCGUUUCCUGCGGUGGCGCCAUGGCAUACAGUUGAGCGGGCGGCUUGACUUUGUAACAAUACCAUAAUGAAUGCAUAGAAUCCUCUGCGUGGACAUAGUUUUCCCGUUACUCAAAC
Molecule: messenger RNA, 1444 nt
Organism: Hyaloscypha bicolor E
Lineage: Eukaryota; Fungi; Ascomycota; Leotiomycetes; Helotiales; Hyaloscyphaceae
Product: 26S proteasome subunit P45
Exons: 4
Coding region: 146-1318 (390 amino acids)
Biological process (GO): positive regulation of RNA polymerase II transcription preinitiation complex assembly
Cellular component (GO): proteasome regulatory particle, base subcomplex; cytosolic proteasome complex
Molecular function (GO): ATP binding; proteasome-activating activity; ATP hydrolysis activity
Source: RefSeq, a predicted model, not a curated record